ACGUCACCUCGGUGCGCUAUAUUCACUAACAUUUUCAACUAUUUGCAACAUUUUGUGAUAUUCUUGCAUCAUAUUCUCGUGAACGCCGGUAAUAUUCAUUAUCUUGGUAAGCUACAUCUGGUGUUUUGAACCUCCAAGUAGCGUAAUUCUACAAGAAAUGUCGAAUAAAACCGCCACCAAGAAGAGCAGAAGAAGAGAUCUUACGAAGACACGAAACCGAGCCGAUAACAUAGCCGGUGACUCUGGUGAAGAAAAUAGCGACGAUGGUGGACAUGAUAACACAAUUUCAGCUGGUCACUCAACUGUAGCGGAUGAAUCCAGGGGCCAGCUUCUUGAUAGCACACUGAAGAAAGCUAUUGAAAAACAGAUUGCCCAUUCACUACGUUCAUCGAGCCUGAUCAAACGCCUAGCAGAUGAUGUAUAUGACGUUAUAGCUGCAAAGUUGGAAGAACAAGUUGUGGAUAAGGUGUACAAAGCUGUCAACCUGGACUUGAAGAAGUACAUGGAUGAAGUCGAAACUAUGAAAAAGAAAAUGUCUGAAAUGAAGAAGGAAACGAAAAUGCUUCAAGACGAGAAUGAAGAGGCAGAACAAUACAGCAGAAGAAACUGUCUACGACUUUAUGGCAUUCCUGAAGGACCAGAAGAAAAGACUGACGAGCUCAUCCUGGAUGUUUUUAACAGCAAACUUGGUCUUACAGUUCCACCAGAUGCGAUUGAUCGCAGUCAUCGCAUCUCUCCACGUCCGAGGCAAGGUGAUGAACAGAGACACGAAUCGUCAUCAUACGCAACUGCUUCAAGGAGGACUCAGCCGAGACCGAUAAUAGUGAAGUUUAGCAGGUACAACAUCCGGAAUGACGUCUACAAGGCGAGAACGAAAUUGAAAAAUGCCAACGGACCGAAAAUAUGGCUAAAGGAGGAUCUCACAGCCAGGCGAGCCAACCUCUUUUGGGAACUUGUCAAUAGCAAGAAGUCUAAGUCUUGUUGGACCCAAGAUGGAAUCAUCUUUGCUAUCAGAUCAAGGGAUUCAAAGAAAAUCAGGAUCAGAUCAAGACUCGACUUUGAGAACUUGGAGGAUUCCUGAUGCAUGGAAAAGGGCUCGUGUAACGCCAAUCUUCAAAAGUGGUGACAAUACUAAUCCGUCAAACUAUAGACCAAUCUCAGUACUCCCGGUUUUGUCUAAAGUCUUAGAAAAGAUUGUGUUUAAUCAAGUGUAUAACUACCUGUCAAACAAUAGUUUGCUUGAUCCAUGCCAGCAUGGUUUUCGUCCAGGCCACUCAACAACCACUGCCUUGUUAAAUAUUACUGAUGAUUUUGCUAACAAAAUUGAUCAAGGUUACGUUAUUGGUAUGGUCACUAUAGACUUGGAGAAGGCAUUUGAUUUAAUAUCGUCUGAAUUACUGUUAAAGAAAUUAUUUUACUUUGGAU
Messenger RNA from Lytechinus variegatus (green sea urchin), 1425 nucleotides. RefSeq lists its product as uncharacterized. Gene Ontology annotation, molecular function: single-stranded RNA binding. Gene Ontology annotation, biological process: retrotransposition. The transcript has 3 exons. Gene Ontology annotation, cellular component: ribonucleoprotein complex. Lineage: Eukaryota; Metazoa; Echinodermata; Echinoidea; Temnopleuroida; Toxopneustidae. The record is from RefSeq and is a predicted model, not a curated record. The coding region runs from base 158 to 1081 and encodes 307 amino acids.